This is a messenger RNA of Epinephelus lanceolatus (giant grouper), 966 nucleotides long. The record is from RefSeq and is a predicted model, not a curated record. Lineage: Eukaryota; Metazoa; Chordata; Actinopteri; Perciformes; Serranidae.
AUGGUGUGUCCGUUUUUGAAUGAGGUUGCAGGACUAGAUGAAGAAGCACUCAUUGUGCGCAGAGCUUGUAGAUGCGAGCGUGUGCUGCGGGACAGGUCGGACCCGUUGCUCCACCAUGAUGACCACCUGUAUGAGCGGUACCGCUUUUCGGCGGAUGGGAUCCGCUACCUCUGCAGACUGCUGGGUCCGCACAUCCAGCACCGCACAACACAGAGCCGUGCAAUGACAGUCCCACAGAUGGUCUGUGUCGCGCUCCACUUCUUUGCAAGUGGCAUGUUCCUCUACUCUGUGAAAGAUGCAGAGAACCUGGACAAAGGUGCCAUUUGCUGUGCCAUCCGGAGCGUGUAUCUGGCACUAAAGUCCCAGAUGCACGUCUUCAUCACCUUCCCAGGCCACAGAAGGAUGUGCUAUAUUAAGGAGGGAUUCUACAAAAUCGCAGCUUUCCCUAAUGUCAUCGGUGCGCUGGACUACACUCACGUGAGAAUCAAACGCCCCUCAGGUCCUCACAAAGGGGAUUUUGUGAACAGGAAAUCAUUCCACAGCAUCAAUGUCCAGAUGAUCUGUGAUGCCGACUGCCUGUUCAGUAAUGUGGAGGCAAAGUGGCCGGGCUCAGUCCAUGACGCCCGUAUCUGUCGGGCCUCUACAAUUCACCAGCGCUUGUCACAAGGUAAAUUCGAUGGCAUAUUGCUGGAUGACAAAGGGUAUGGAUGCCAGCCAUUCCUCCUCACACCCUUCCCAGACCCCCAGACCAUGGCACAGAGAGGCUACAAUCUUGCCCAUGCGAGAACCAGGGCAAGGAUUGAGAUGGCAUUUGGCCUUCUCAAAGCAAGGUUCCAGUGCCUCCAACACCUGAGGGUCAGCCCAGACAGAGCCUGCGAGAUCACCGUUGCCUGCACAGUCCUCCAUAACAUAGCCACGGCAGUGUUCCCGGACAAUGUUAAUGGCAGAGUGGUCAGAGACCAAUAG